Molecule: messenger RNA, 383 nt
Organism: Dipodomys ordii (Ord's kangaroo rat)
Lineage: Eukaryota; Metazoa; Chordata; Mammalia; Rodentia; Heteromyidae
Gene: Krtdap
Product: keratinocyte differentiation-associated protein
Exons: 6
Coding region: 38-337 (99 amino acids)
Cellular component (GO): extracellular region
Source: RefSeq, a predicted model, not a curated record
GCCAGGCCCUGCCUGAGAGCACCCCGAAACGCACACCAUGAAGCUCCCCGUCCUCCUCGCUCUGGUUCUCUUGUCCCUCCUGGCCUUCCACUCGGUCCAGGGAGCCGCUCUAGAAACUUCCAAGGAAGAAACCACUAUGGCCAAUUAUGAGGCGAGAUCGGAGGCUUUUAAUAACCAGUUCCUGAACCUCAACAAGAUGCAAUCUCUGCUGAAGAGUGAUGACUUCCUGAACUGGCAUGCUAUUAUGGAGGCAGUCAAAAGGGCAUUUCCCUUUUUUAACUGGGAGGCGUUUCCUAAGCUGAAGGGCCUGAGGAGUGCCACCCCGGAUGAACAGUGAGACCCCAGGACUUCCAGCCCCACCGCCGCCCCCUACGCUGGCCUCC